Messenger RNA from Penaeus vannamei (Pacific white shrimp), 640 nucleotides. NCBI's taxonomy places the organism in Eukaryota, Metazoa, Arthropoda, Malacostraca, Decapoda, Penaeidae. The record is from RefSeq and is a predicted model, not a curated record.
UCACUAGCUCAACAGGUCUUCCCGGGAGGGUUCUCAGUACGGUCACAGCCAGGUCAGAGGUUAACCAGCGGACCACAAGUUAGAGUCGAGAAGAUCGCGAUGACUACGAUCAGCCAAGAUGGAGUGAAGGCGGCUAGAACGUGCAGCGUGAUUUUUGUGGCCCUGGUGGGUGUCGGCCUACUUUGCUGCGCUCACGCUUCACCUCUCACGAAGGCUGGCUCCCAGAGGCUCGACAUCGCCGCAGCAUCCAGGGCCAAGAGGAACUCCAGGAUAAUUGAAGAGUGCAUGCUGGUGGGCCUGGAGGAGGGCACCUACUUCUACAAGAGCCGCGGCACAGGCGACGUCUGCGGCGUGUACCUCAUCAGCCAGCCGGACGAGGCGAUCCAGGUGUCCUUCGACUACCUCGAUGUCGACUGCGACGUCAACGGCCUCGUCAGUUUCGUGGACGGCUGGGAGCUGGGCGGCGAGCUGUUCCCGAGCGAGGUGGACGCCCCCCUGGAGGGCCGCGUCCACGAGUUCUGCGGGCGGCUCAAGAAGAAGGUCUUCCAGAGCUCCGGCAACGCGGCUCUGAUCCAGUACCGGGUGCCGAGGCGGGGCAACGGCUUCAAGAUCACCGUCAGAUAUACCAAGAACCCCACAC